Molecule: messenger RNA, 734 nt
Organism: Ornithodoros turicata
Lineage: Eukaryota; Metazoa; Arthropoda; Arachnida; Ixodida; Argasidae
Exons: 4
Coding region: 129-665 (178 amino acids)
Source: RefSeq, a predicted model, not a curated record
GCACGACGAUAAGCGGUCUCGAGCAGCGAGAUAUAAACAAAACGUCGGGAACAUAUCCAAGUUAUUCUUUCGGCGAUACUAAACGGUACUUCUGUGAGAGUAACCAUUUAGGAAGCAUAAGUGCCGGAAUGCGUUUCACAGUGAUCAUCACCACUUUGGUUGCUGGCGUCCUGGUAGAAGGAACCAAGAAGGGCACGACCGAACUGGAUUAUGUCGCUUUUCCAUGCUUUCAGUUGGCUCUGCAUGGAAGGGGUAAUGUGACAUUCAGUAAAGGAAAGGCAGAGGGUCUCAACGACGUCAUCAAAAGUGUUAGUGGAUGUCUUGGCCAUUAUAACUGCGCCGUGUCGGUCAACGGUCUUCGUGUCACCUACACGGCAACAGCCUAUGCGCCGGAGGAAGUGGUCCAGGUUCGAGCGGAGGUUACGCGUAGCCUGGUGGAAGUGGAUCGCGAAAAUGUCGCAGAUGGAGAGUAUCGAAUGAAGGACGUGCGUGUGAAGGACAUGGAGAUGUACAUUGAGAGGCCAUUGCAGUUUAGCACAGUCGGGCAGAGAACUUUGUUUGAAGUGCAACUGAAGAAGAAGCUGCAAGAAUUUCUAAUUCAUAUGGCGAGGACGGACGUAUUUAAUCGUGCUCUCAAUAACGUUUUAUUAUCACGUGGUGGGUGAAUGGAGCUGACAGAGUUGUUGCGAGCGGCGUUUCAUGUAAAUGUCACAAAUAAAUGUGGUGGUGUUUCA